Messenger RNA from Ectocarpus sp. CCAP 1310/34, 1230 nucleotides. The record is from the annotation of a GenBank genome assembly. NCBI's taxonomy places the organism in Eukaryota, Phaeophyceae, Ectocarpales, Ectocarpaceae.
AUGGAGGACGAGAUUCCCAAGGCAGAUCCUUCCGGUGUCGGCGCGGAGUACGACGGCAGUGGCGUCGGAGUGGUUGCGCGCUCCGUGCAGGGGACGACCUUGAGCGGCGGUUUGCGUCCGAAGAAGGCCUCGAACGGCGACAUCCAGGCCGGGUUGGCCGACGUCGCGGAACGGUUGAAGCAGCCGGAGGCCCAGAUCGCCGAUGCAAGCCACAGCCGGUGUCCGUUGGCGUCCAUACCGGGGAUAGAGGCGAGGUCGAAGUGGCCCAUGGAGAGGACGUGGCGGCGGGCGGCGUGGCCCCCCUUCAUGGCUCGCCAGAUGGCGCUUUCCACGACCGCAUUCUGCUUCGGGGUGUCGGGCGCGGUGUACUCGCGCCGGAUGCCAGCGGCGUCGCAGAACGCGACGAAGGCAGCACUCAGAGAUCUAGAGAGAGGCCUUUUGAGGAUCUCGCAGCAAAGGUUUGCAGAAGAGUUGGCUGCAGAGUACGGCGUUGAGUGGGGGAAGAGUGUGCCCUUGCCUGUGAGCGUGAAGCUCACCGACUUUGACGAAAACGAAGCGUGUGCUGAUGUCCCGUUUCGCGAGUUGGUAGGAUCUCUGAUGUGGUUGGCCACUCAAACCAGGCCGGACAUCGCGAAUGCAGUACGAGCAGUAGCGCGGUAUUGCGCGUCUCCCAAGAUGGUGCACUGGAAGGCAGCACUUGGUAUUUUAGGGUACGUGCGUAGGACGAGUUGGAUGGGGAUUACAUUUGAGAGGGGAGUGGUCACUGGCAUGAGCAUGCAGGUGUUUGUGGAUGCCGACUAUGCAAGCAAGGGAGCAGACUGUAGGUCGGUCUCAGGAGGACUAGUGAUGUGUGGUGGUGGGUGUGUGACUUGGUUUUCGAGGACGCAGAAGUGCGUUACGCUCUCCACAACGGAAGCAGAGUAUGUGGCAUUUGCCGACGUCUUGAAGGAAGUGCUUUUCUUGAGGCAGGUUUGGCGUUUUAUGUUGCCAGAUACAGGUAUGCCGUGCAUUCCGGUCUUCGAGGAUAAUCAGGGAGCGAUUCAGAUUGCGCACAACCCGAUCACGAACUCAAACUCGAAGCACAUCGAUGUACGGCAUCACUUUAUCAGGGAACUGGUAGAGAGGAAGGAGAUUUCGAUUACGCAUGUGACGUCGGAGUUUCAGCAUGCAGAUUUCUUGACGAAGGCUAUCAGCAAGGAAUCUUUUGCGUUGCACAGAGACUUUGCAUGA